Molecule: messenger RNA, 1896 nt
Organism: Anopheles cruzii
Lineage: Eukaryota; Metazoa; Arthropoda; Insecta; Diptera; Culicidae
Gene: nab
Product: NGFI-A-binding protein homolog
Exons: 7
Coding region: 1-1896 (631 amino acids)
Biological process (GO): negative regulation of DNA-templated transcription
Cellular component (GO): nucleus
Molecular function (GO): transcription coregulator activity; transcription factor binding
Source: RefSeq, a predicted model, not a curated record
AUGGAACAUAAGCCACCCGCCUGCUCGCCAACAACGGGUUCGAGUGGUGUGAUAGUACAGAGUUCGCUACUAGCAUCGGCCGUGCUCCCAUCGGACGGCACCGGUCCCGAGCCCGCCGGUAGUAGUUGCUUGUUGUUGUCGGUCGGUGCCGGUAGUAGUACCGUAGCUAGUCACUCAGGACACGUUUCAGAGCGCCCGCAGGAGUGCGUCGGAGGGUCGUCGGCAUCGGCUGCCAAACACGGGGCCGGUUCGGGCACGAUCGGAAAGCCGGGUUCGAGCGCCACGCCGGUGAAAGGAUCGGGCGCUUCGGGCGGAAGCAACACCGGGUCUACCUCCUGCAUAUCGAGCCCGAUUCUCAGUCCACCGGGCAAAAUAUUCGGCCGCAACAACAACGGAAUCAUGGUUGUCACGUCGACCCCUUCGAACGAGGCCGAACUGCAACUGUAUCGCGUCCUGCAGCGAGCCAGCCUGCUCAACUACUACGACACGCUGCUCGAGAUGGGUGGCGAUGACGUCCAGCAGCUGUGCGAUGCGGGAGAGGAAGAGUUCCUGGAGAUAAUGGCCCUAGUCGGGAUGGCCUCGAAGCCACUGCACGUCCGGCGGCUGCAGAAGGCGCUGCACGAGUGGAUGACGAAUCCGUCCGCUUUCCAGAGCCCCCUGACCAACGUGGACAUCCCGUCGCGGAUACCGUACAGUCCGGAGCCGGGCUCGAUCGCGCGUAGCGUGUCGUCGGCCGGAUCCGGAUCGUACGGUGGCGCCACGGGACCACCGGCCAUCGUCGUCGGCGGGGGCUUCUCGCUGAGCGCGUCUUCCAGCGCCAGCGUCAAUCUCCCGCCGACACCGACCACACCGACCCCGGCGGCCGCUUCGUCGUCGGCGACGGUGGCGGCCAGCACUACCCUGGGACAUCUGAGCGGGGCGGGUCACCAUCACGGGCUCAUGCAUCACCACCACCACCAUCUCCAUCCGCUGAGCAGCAGCAGCCAGAUAGGGUCCACCACGAGUGGGUCUGUCCAGCUGACGCCGGCCCUCACCGAGGAUCAGGUGGCGAAGAUAGUGCAGGCGGCCGAGCGGCUGUCGCGAACGCUGCCGCGGCUCGAGCCCCGCCAGCAGAGCAUCAAGAAGCGAUCAGCCCGUGACCUGGAGGCGGUGAUCGCGAUGAGCGACAGCGACCCGCGCCGGAUGGACGAGAUCCGGAAGUACUCCGCCAUCUACGGGCGCUUCGACUGCAAGCGGCGGCCCGAGAAACCGCUGACCCUGCACGAGGUGUGCGUCAACGAGGCCGCCGCCCAGAUCUGCAAGUACAUUCCGGCCCUGCUGACCCGGCGCGACGAACUGUUUCCGCUCGCCCGCCAAGUGGUGCGCGACUGUGGCUUCGGCCAUUCGGCCAGCAUACGCUUGACUGGUCUAAGCCAAACACAGACGCUUCGUGGAGACGAACUGGACACGGCCCAGCAGCUGAAGAGGGCCCGGCUCUCGAGCGACACCAGCUCCGACAUGGGCAAGGAAAACUCCGACGACAAUCGCGACAUCUCGAGCGGCUCCAUUUACCAGCAGAUCAGUGAUAAACCAUUCGACCUAACUGAUUCAAGUAAAUUUUCGUACACUAGAUCCGAAUUUGAUGACACAGAUUCUCGAUUUAGUUUUAGCAAUUCAAGUUCGUCACCAGUUCAAGCUGGAAAUGGAGCCGACCGAGAUUUGAGCGAUCCCGACUACGGGGACAUUCGCACCCACACCCCGAGAGCGCUGGACCCGACGGGCGGGGCGCUCGGCGUGCAGGUCAUCUCGUCGUCCGGUGGCCACAUCAUUGCCGUGGCCAACCCAGCCCUGGCGCUUAGUCCGGCCCUCAGCGAAGCGAUCUCCAUCAAGCGGGAGGCGAUUUCACCGGACAUUUGA